Nilaparvata lugens (brown planthopper) is the source of this 2587-nucleotide messenger RNA. It is a transcript of the gene Ctns, whose product is annotated as cystinosin homolog. Gene Ontology annotation, cellular component: lysosomal membrane. The coding region runs from base 307 to 1509 and encodes 400 amino acids. The record is from RefSeq and is a predicted model, not a curated record. Gene Ontology annotation, molecular function: L-cystine transmembrane transporter activity. Gene Ontology annotation, biological process: L-cystine transport. Lineage: Eukaryota; Metazoa; Arthropoda; Insecta; Hemiptera; Delphacidae. The transcript is spliced from 12 exons.
GAAUAGCGCUUGCUACAGUAGAUGUACGGUUGGUUCUGUGAAUUAAGGUUAUCUGUGAUAAAAUAUUAGUUUAUUCGACUUUAUUCUGUGAUAAAAACAUUCUACCCUAGAUUUUAUUUAUGUUUUAAUCGAAAAACUUGUAACUGGAUCAGUGUCUACUGUCUAGGAGAGAUAUUACACAAAUUGAAUUCACAUUGUACUCCAAAGUUAAAGAGUUAUCUGCCUCAACAGCCGAACCAAGUGCCAAAUACAAUUAACUCAAAAAUAUCUGUCGUCACUAGGAGAAUAGUUACAACAAUUUCAAAAAUGUGCCACUGUAAAAUUAUCUCAACAUUUUUCAUCGCCAUCGUCUGUUGUGGUGUGAGUACAGUGAAGACAGCCGAUCUCCACAUUUUAGAUCAUGAUGUUUCAAUCCUUGUCAACGAGACACAGAAUGUUGAACUGGUUUUAGAGGGGAAGCUCCAAAAACCAGUUGAGGUGAAACUGGAAACUCAGCAUAAGGAUGUGGUCAGAGCCAAUCCUAGUAUAAUAGGGCUAAAUCCUCCCGGGCCCUGGUUAUUCGAAGUAACCGGACUUAAACCUGGGUUGAGCUUGGUUUACAUUAACUCUAACUCAACUCCCAGUUCUGAACUGAACACAAUUCAAGCCUUCGUUAGAGUGACUGUACAGCACUCUUAUGUUUUGGAAUACAUUAGUUUGACAGUGGGGUGGAUUUAUUUUGCUGCGUGGUCUGUCUCAUUCUAUCCUCAAAUUUAUCACAAUUGGGAGCGAAAAAGUGUUGUCGGUCUAAACUUUGAUUUUAUGGCUUUGAAUUUGCUUGGAUUCACAUUAUACGCUGUAUUCAACUUUGGGCUGUACUUUGUACCAGAAAUAGAGAAAGAGUAUUUCGAAAGACAUCCCACGGGUACCAACCCUGUACAAAUGAAUGAUAUAGUAUUUGCAGUGCAUGCUACUUUUGCAACGCUAUUCACCAUUAUUCAGUGUUUCUGCUAUGAGUCUGGUGCUCAGCGAGUUUCCACCACAGCGAGAUCUAUUCUCUUCUUAUUCUUUUUGAUAAUCACAACAACUCUGGGUCUAACGCUUUUCGAAAAGCUUGCCUGGCUGGACUUUAUCUACUACUGUUCCUACAUCAAGUUGACCAUUACACUUAUCAAGUACAUUCCACAGGCUUACAUGAACUAUCAAAGGAAGAGUACUGUCGGCUGGAGUAUAGGCAAUGUGAUACUAGACUUUACUGGUGGCAUACUAAGUAUGGCUCAGAUGUUGGUCAAUGCUUUCAACUAUGAUGAUCUACAAUCAAUAAUAGGCGAUCCUGUCAAAUUUGGAUUGGGUCUUUUCUCAGUAGUAUUCGACGUCUUCUUCAUAGUUCAACACUACUGCUUAUACAGGUCUUCAUCUUCGAGAAAUUACUCGACAGAAGCCCGAUCAGAAAUUCCCAAACCUCGAAUUGAGAGGUUCUAUGACUCACAAGUUCCCAUCCUUUCCUCCAAUCCCGAGAGUCCUGCCUGAAAAUAUUCUCGAAGAAUUUGGUUCUUCGUACGACCUUUCUUACCGAACAUAGAAAAGGGGACAUUUGCAACACGCACUACCUUUCAAUGCAACUAUGGCAAGAAAUAGGCCUAGUAAUGAAACUUGGUAUAAGACUCUUUAGUGGGGAAAACACACUAAAAUCAUAGACGAAGGAUAAGCAUAAGCUAUAUUUCUUGUCUCUGCUGAAAUAUACCUAAGGUUUCAUUGUAAGAUUCAGGUUAAACCUGCAAAAUUCUCUGCAUGAGAAUCAUAAUAAUUCAUAUUAUUAAAAUUAGGGAGAAGACACUGAAAUAUACCUCAGGUAUCAUAGUGAGAUUUAGCUCAAACUGUCAAAAUUCUCUGCAUGAGAAGCAUUUAUAUAUUAAUGGUAAUAGGGGGAAGACACUAAAAUAUACCUAAAGUUUCAUUGUAACAUUCAGCUCAAGCUGUCAGAAUUCUAUGCAUGAGAAGCGUUUAUAUAUUAAUUAUAAUAGGGAGAAGACACUGAAAUAUACCUAAAGUUUCAUUGUAACAUUCAGUUCAUACUGUCAGGACUCUUUGAAUGAUAAGCAUUCAUAUUAUUGAAAAGGAAUCCUGAAAGUGAAAAGCUUAUAAACUUUCAUUGACAUUAAUUAUGGAAGUCUACUGUUCUUAGACAUAUUGUCUUUUUAGAUUAAAUCUUUAUUCUUUAUUUAUUCUGUGCUCCAUUGUCAAAAGAAUAAAUAGAGAAUAAAUAUUUAAUUAGAAAACAUACCGUAGUUGAAACCUUAACGUAUUUUAAUCCCAACUUCAAUGAAGUGUAUAGCAGGGUUUCAAGUACCUAUCAAGGUUUCAGCUUGUAGGAUCCAAGUUCACACUAAAAACUGACACAAUAUUUUUAAUUUCAUCAACUAGUUUCAUUUUUUUGUUUUAUUUUAAAAACACGAAAUGUUUUGUCAUUCAUAGACAAAACUUUGCCAUUUUCAAGUGUCAUAUACAGGGUGAUUCUUAAUUAUGGUAAAAUAAUUUGAUACGUGAUAGUAGUGAUAAAAAUAAGAAAAAAAGUUCUUAUAAACAUAUAUCCAUAAACGCUUCAUUA